AGUAGUUUCCGCGGCGCUGACGCAUGCUUGCGCACGCACCCCAGCCUGGCGCGUUGUACGCAGCCACCGCGAGCCGGGCUGCGGGUGCCAGGCGGUUCCCCGGCGCGGGGCAGGGGCGGGACUCCCGGGAGAGGAGCCCGGAGGAGGGCCGCCUGACGGCUGAGUUGCCAUGGCAUCCUACUACGAGAUUCUAGACGUACCGCCGAGUGCGUCUGCUGAUGACAUCAAGAAGGCGUACCGAAAGAAGGCUCUGCAGUGGCACCCCGACAAGAACCCGGAUAAUAAGGAGUUCGCUGAGAAAAAAUUUAAGGAGGUGGCAGAGGCCUAUGAAGUUCUAUCUGACAAGCACAAACGGGAGAUCUAUGACCGCUAUGGCCGGGAAGGGCUGACGGGGGCAGGAACUGUUCCCUCGCAACCAGAAACUGGUGGUAUGGGACCUGGCUUCACUUUCACCUUCCGUAGCCCCGAGGAAGUCUUCCGGGAGUUCUUCGGGAAUGGAGACCCUUUCUCGGAGCUCUUUGAUGACUUGGGCCCCUUCUCGGAGCUUCAGAACCGGGGUGCCCGACACACUGGCCCUUUCUUCACCUUCUCUUCCUCCUCUCCUGGCCAAUCUGAUUUCUCGUCGUCUUUCUCCUUCAGUCCUGGGGCUGGUGCUUUUCGCUCUAUCUCUACAUCCACCACCUUUGUCCAAGGACACCGCAUCACCACGCGCAGAAUCAUGGAGAACGGGCAGGAGCGGGUCGAGGUGGAGGAGGACGGCCAGCUGAAGUCAGUCUCCAUCAAUGGUGUCCCAGAUGACCUGGCCCUAGGCUUGGAGCUGAGCCGCCGCGAGCAGCAGCCUUCAGUCACCCCCAGGCUGGGGGGCACGCAGGUCCAGUCAACCUCGGUCUCCCGUCCCGCCGCCGAUAGCGACCUUUCUGAGGACGAGGACCUGCAGCUCGCCAUGGCCUACAGCCUGUCAGAGAUGGAAGCGGCUGGGCAGAAGCCAGCAGGUGGGCGGGAGGCGCAGCAGCCAUGGCAGGGGCGGCCCAAGGCCCAGCACCAAGACCUUGAUGUGGGAGGCACGGAUAAGGGGGCGAGGGGCGAGGCCGCCAAACCCAGCCCAUCCUCAGAGGAGAAGGCCUCUCGCUGCCUCAUUCUCUGAAAACUAGGCCGAGCCUGACCUGAUUCAGGUCCCGACUCGGAGUCCAGCUCCCUGUGGCCUGAGUUGCAGGAUCCCACACUCGGUCCCGCCACAAGUUUUUGUCCCAGGCCCCACCAACCGAUAGCUGGACCAGGGAUUUGUUGUGCUCUGUCCAGGCCUGAUAAGUCCCUGGGUAAAGCCCAGGAUUGGGGGGCAUCAGAGCCAGGGAAGGGCCUGUGGAGCCCAGAGGCACGGUUGCAUCAGGCAUUACUGAGGGACAUUAGUGGUUUGGGGUGGGCCUUUGGGCCCACGUCGUCUUCUGCCAAUCUGUGUUGCCGAUGCUCUCAAGGAAGGAGGACUUGGCCUGGCAUGCUUUGAGCUCAAGUUGGCAGCUCGAGCGGAGCCUCUGCUGUGCUUGCGCAGCUGCAGGCCCCCCGCACCCCCCCCCCCCCACGCCCCGGUUUCUGUGCAGAACUGAGUUCUUACCCAUUGUCAUCUCUGUUUCCCCCUGGUUGCUGCUCUCCUCCCGCUCCGCUCUCCGCAACUCCCUGUGGCUGCGCCGCUUGCUUUCACUGCUGCUUGGCUAGGACUUCCUCCUCCUCCUCCUUCUCCUCCUCCUCUUUGAAGCCUCAGUGUGCCCAGGAAGAUGCUGGGGCCAGUGGGGCCAUGAGAUCUUCUGGGGAGGCUAGCUAGGUGGGGUGGCCGCCUCUCAGCCCUCCAGAGUCUCAACCAGAAUCAACUCCUCUUCCCUCCUCCUUGCUGCCUCAGCCUGCCCUGGCCAUAGGACUAGGCAGAGGUGAGGCUGGCUAUCCUUGGAGAGGUGGGAUAGGGCCAGGGUGACCCAGUGGGAGGCCUAGGUGGGGACCGUCCUUGUCCAUCACGCAUCAGAGCUCAGGGGCCGGCCACAGGGCUUGGCCUAGGUGUGCAUGCUCAGCUCCCCGCCUCCGUGUGCUUGCAGCUGACCCUCUCUCCUAUCACCCCACCCCUGCUCUCUCCCCAGAUGUGUUCUGAGCUGGAUAUCCUGGAUACAGAGUUGCUGCAGUUCCAACAGGACAGCGCCCUCCCCAAUGUGCUAGGAGGGAACACUCCAUCCCUCUCCCUCACUUAAUGCUGAGUGUAGGGCUGGGGCCUGGGUGGUGGGUGGGGGACUGAGUGGGAGGCACCCAUAGUCUUAGCCUCUGAACUCUCUCCCCUGGGUGCUUAGCACUGUCUCUUGUGGAUUACAAGUCCCAGAGUGCAAUGUACCAUGGCCUCAUUUCUGAUAGCUCUAAUCCCAGGGGAAGUGGUGCUUGUUUAUAAAGCUGGGCUUCUUGGGAUAUGUAGUUCCAACCUAGCCAGUCUGUCGCUCUUCUCUGACUGGGGAGAGCUUGUCUUUCAUCUUGUCCCUGGCAGAGGUGGUGAGAAUUGUGGAUGAAGGAGAAAGGACCAGAAAGACCACUAAAGACCUUAGUUCCUCUGACACUUGUUGCUAGACCCAGGCUGGAGUGAGCACACCAGAGUCCUGUAGCAUCUGAGAGGUGGUUUCCCUUGGGCAGCUUGGGGUCUAAGGACUAAGCUAGUAGGGCAGUGGACUGAGUAGGGAUAGCAUGGUCCUGGAAGGCUGAUGGCUGUGGGCUGGCAGAAUGUGGGAGAGAAGGCUGCCUUGGCCGGAGUGUGUAUGGCGAAGAUUGGCAUGCAGAGGGAGUGUUGGGCAUAUUGCUUGAAUGGCUUUCUUUGGCCUCUGACCUUGCUGCCCAUUCUUUCUUACCAUCAUUCAUCCUCCAUGAGCCACCUGCCCUCCUCCUGCCUGGGGAGUCCAAGCCAGUGAGGGGAUUGGUGGAACGGGCUGUGGCCAGCUUCUGUAAUGCUGAGCCUCUGAGACCCAUCAAAGUCAGAUGAACUGAGCUCAGGCUCAGGGAAAAUGGAAGUCAAUAAAGCUGAGUUUUGAGA
This is a messenger RNA of Peromyscus californicus insignis, 3052 nucleotides long. RefSeq names its product DnaJ heat shock protein family (Hsp40) member B2 (gene Dnajb2). The record is from RefSeq and is a predicted model, not a curated record. Gene Ontology annotation, molecular function: ATPase activator activity; Hsp70 protein binding. Gene Ontology annotation, biological process: protein refolding; positive regulation of proteasomal ubiquitin-dependent protein catabolic process. Lineage: Eukaryota; Metazoa; Chordata; Mammalia; Rodentia; Cricetidae. Bases 170 to 1144 code for a protein of 324 amino acids. Gene Ontology annotation, cellular component: cytosol; endoplasmic reticulum membrane. The transcript is spliced from 9 exons.